AUGACCUCCAAGUGCCUCAUGGAAAGCCACUUGAUGAUGGGAAAAAAGCAAUUUUAUCUGUCAGCACCCUGUGAUGAUGUGGAUGCAAAGCUGGGAUUCUCUACCAGAGCCCCUCCUGGCUGUGACUGUGACACUGAGAAUCCUGGGAAUUUGUGUUCCCUAGAUGGGUUUGUGUUUGCGUUGAACCAAGAGGGAAAAUUCCUUUACAUCUCUGAGACGGUGUCUAUUUACCUUGGGCUCUCUCAGGUGGAGCUGACGGGGAGCAGCAUAUUUGACUACGUCCAUCCAGGGGACCACCCAGAAGUUGCCGAACAGCUGGGGCUGAAGCCUCCAUCGGGACUCUCCCCCCAGAGUCGCCCCAAAGCCUCUGGGCUGUCUGCCGCUGGGCUAUCAGAGGCCUCUGAAUCGGACCCUGCUGCUCCCCGUCCUGCAGACGCUGAUGCCUUGGAGUGUUCCUUCUUCGUCCGCCUAAAAUCUACCCUGACCAAGAGGGGGCUUCACGUGAAGACUUCUGGCUACAAGGUGAUUCACGUGACGGGCCGCCUGCGCCCACGCCUGUCCUCCUUCUCCCACACCCACUCAGUGCUGGGCCGAGUGAUGGGCAUGGUGGCCCUGGCUCACACCCUCCCGCCUUCCACGCUGAGUGAAGUCCGCAUCGAGUGCCACAUGUUCGUCUUCCGGGUCAACAUGGACUUGCAGAUCGUGUACUGUGAGAGCAGGAUCAGCGAUUACAUGGACUUGUGCCCCUCGGAACUGGUCGGCAAAAGCUGUUACAGAUUCAUCCACGGCGAGGACGUGGAGGGCAUCCGGCAAAGCCACCUGGACCUGCUAAACAAGGGCCAGGUGGUGACCCGCUAUUACCGUUGGCUGCAGAAAAACGGGGGCUUUGUGUGGGUCCAAUCCUGCGCCACCAUCUCGGUCAACGUCAAGAACCCGAGCGAGAAGAACAUGGUCUGGGUCAACUACAUCCUCAGGUAA
Molecule: messenger RNA, 978 nt
Organism: Sphaerodactylus townsendi
Lineage: Eukaryota; Metazoa; Chordata; Lepidosauria; Squamata; Sphaerodactylidae
Gene: NPAS1
Product: neuronal PAS domain protein 1
Exons: 8
Coding region: 1-978 (325 amino acids)
Biological process (GO): regulation of transcription by RNA polymerase II
Cellular component (GO): cytoplasm; nucleus; transcription regulator complex
Molecular function (GO): DNA-binding transcription factor activity, RNA polymerase II-specific; protein binding; RNA polymerase II transcription regulatory region sequence-specific DNA binding
Source: RefSeq, a predicted model, not a curated record